AUGGGUCCGCCGAAGCAGCUGAAACGAACCUUCCUGGGCUUCGACCUGAGCACGCAAAAGCUCAAAGCGGUCCUGCUGGGCUCCAGUUUGGAGGUGGUUGCCAAGGCGGAGGUGAAAUUCGACACCGAUUUGCCGGAGUUCCGGACCACGGGAGGAGCCAAUGCCGGACCCAGCAAAAAUGAAUACUAUGUGCAGCCCGUGAUGUGGGUGAAGGCCAUGGACAUCGUUCUGGACCGACUGGUCAUGCAGCAGGCUGAUCUUAGUACAGUGGCGGCUGUAAGUGGCUCCGGGCAGCAGCACGGAUCGCUUUACUGGUCCAAGCACGGAAUAAGUACUCUGCAAAAUCUCGACUCCGACAAGUUCCUUCACGCACAAAUCGACGACUCCGCCUUUGUGGUCAACCGGACUCCCAUUUGGAUGGACGCCACCACCACGAAACAGUGCCUUGAGAUGGAGAUGGCCGUUGGCGGCAAGCUUAAGAUGGUAGAGCUCACCGGCUCCAAGUGCUACGAACGCUUCACGGGCCCCCAAAUCCGAAAGAUAUAUCAGAAACGCUGCCACGCCUACGACGAGGCCGUGCGAAUCUCAUUGGUCAGCAGUUUUAUAUCAUCGCUCUUUCUGGGUUCUGUUGCUCCGAUUGACUUCAGUGAUGGUUCCGGCAUGAAUCUGCUGAACAUCCGUAAACGGAACUGGUCCAAGGAAUGCCUAAAUGUCUGUGCACCUGAUCUUGACGAGCGCCUCGGGGUUCCCGUCAGCCCUCACACGCUUUUGGGCAACGUUUCGAAAUACUUUGUGAAGCGAUUUAGUUUUACGCCCGAUUGCAAGGUGAUCGCCAGUACGGGGGACAAUUGUUCUGCUCUCUCCGGGAUGCUGGUGGGCAGCAACUGGCUGACCAUUUCCCUGGGCACCAGCGACACCUUGAUGAUGAGCAUGAAGGAGCAACUGCAUUGGGAGGAGGGUCACGUGUUGUGUCAUCCCACCGAAACUGAGGCAUUCAUGGGCCUGCUAUGCUUUAGAAACGCGUCUUUGGUCCGCGAGGGAGUCAACAAGUCGAUGACCGGCGGCAACUGGGACAAGUUUAACGAGUAUCUCGACUCCACUCCUCGCGGAAACUUCGGAAACAUGGCUAUUCAUUUUAUAGACAUGGAAAUAAUUCCCAAGGCGCAGGGAAUUCUGCGGUGGAACAAGGAAAUUGUACCCAGCACUCCGGAGGCAGCCAAGGGUGUUAUCAAAUUCAGCUCGCCUCAAAUUGAAAUUCGUGCCCUAGUUGAAGGCCAGAUGUUGCAUCACCGGGCUGUGGCCGAAGACCAUGGCUACCGUUUUGGGCCCGACACUCAAAUCCUUGUCACAGGAGGCGCCUCCGUUAACAAAUCGAUACUGCAGACUGUCGCCGAUGUGUUCAAUUCUCCCGUCCAUGUCCAGGACGAAGGACAUGAAGCCGCCCUGAUGGGAGCCGCUUACAGAGCCUCCUAUUCUCUGUACCUUCAGGAACAGGAUAAGAAGAAGGAACCACUCUGCUACCGAGAUUACAUCCUAAGUCUGACCAGCAACAAGUUGGACCUCGUUUGCGAACCACACAAGGACAGCGAGCAAAUCUACGCUCCGAUGCUCCUCCGAUAUCGCGAAAUGGCUCGCGUCCUGGCCAAUCCAGAUACAUAGACUCAACGAAAACCCAACUAAACAUUCCGUUUUCUACUCUGCGCAUUCCCCAAUUCCCUUUUGUACAUCACCUGAAAAUUAUAGAACUAAAGUGCAAUUAA
This is a messenger RNA of Drosophila subpulchrella, 1760 nucleotides long. RefSeq names its product xylulose kinase. NCBI's taxonomy places the organism in Eukaryota, Metazoa, Arthropoda, Insecta, Diptera, Drosophilidae. Gene Ontology annotation, biological process: xylulose metabolic process; D-xylose metabolic process. The record is from RefSeq and is a predicted model, not a curated record. Gene Ontology annotation, molecular function: D-xylulokinase activity. The transcript has 6 exons. Gene Ontology annotation, cellular component: cytosol. Bases 1 to 1659 code for a protein of 552 amino acids.